This is a messenger RNA of Coregonus clupeaformis (lake whitefish), 1580 nucleotides long. RefSeq names its product tyrosine-protein phosphatase non-receptor type 7. Lineage: Eukaryota; Metazoa; Chordata; Actinopteri; Salmoniformes; Salmonidae. Gene Ontology annotation, molecular function: protein tyrosine phosphatase activity. Bases 232 to 1368 code for a protein of 378 amino acids. The transcript has 10 exons. The record is from RefSeq and is a predicted model, not a curated record. Gene Ontology annotation, biological process: protein dephosphorylation.
CCCUAAAGCCAAGGAGCACAGUGUUAAGACUGCCUGUGUCUGUACUGGCUUAUCUGGACUGAAGCCCUGGUCAACACCCAGCCACGUAGUACAGAAGGAGAGAGGAGAUUCUGAGGGCCAACUUUGAUUGCAGUCCCUUUGCACUGGUCUGUUUUCACUCUAUGAGCAGAUGUCAGUAGAGUAUGGUUGUAUGGUAUCCUUCUAAACCUCCCAGUCGUUCCACACACCACCAUGAGUGAGUCAGUAGAAUCCCCAUCAUCAUCACAACCUGUGGACCAAGAACAGUCAUUCCCCUGCCCUACUGCCACAGCUCCUCGCAAACCAGUCCAGCUCCAGGAGAGACGGGGCUCCAAUGUGUCCCUAGUGCUGGACGUGAGCAGUCUCAGCCUGUGUGCGGUGGAGCCCUUGUGCUCUAUCUCCACCCCCAGAGAGACCAUCCUCCACCUGCUGAGGACCUCAACACGCCCUCUGACCCCCUCUCAGCUGCAGGAGGCAUCUGACGAGACCAGCAGGCUGAACUCAGAGUACCAGAAGAUUCCUCCAAACUUUGUCAACCCUGCAGAGCUGGACAUCCCAGGACGUGCUUUAAAAGACAGAUAUAAGACCAUACUGCCAAAUCCUGAGACCCGUGUGUGUCUGAAGAACCCCGCAGCAGAGGAAGGGGGUGAGACUGAGAGAUACAUCAAUGCAAACUACAUAAAGGGUUACAACGGUGCACCCAGUGCCUACAUCGCCACCCAGGGCCCCAUGCUCAACACAGUGCAUGACUUCUGGGAGAUGGUGUGGCAGGAGGGAUCCACCACCAUUGUCAUGAUCACCAAGCUAAAGGAGAAGAACGAGAAGUGUGAGCUUUACUGGCCAGAGAAGGACGGCAGCUAUGGCAGAUUUGAGGUCAGAGUGUCCAUUGUGAAAGAAUGUGAUAGCUACACCAUUCGAGACAUGAUUAUACAGGUGGGCUCAGAGAACAGGCAGGUGAGACACUACUGGUACUCCACAUGGCCAGACCACCAGACCCCAGACUGCACUGGGCCCCUGCUCAGACUGGUGGUGGACGUGAAUGAACACAGGCAGUCCAUCCCCAGCCCAGGACCCACCAUCGUCCACUGCAGUGCAGGGAUUGGGAGAACAGGUUGUUUCAUCGCCAGCAGCAUUGGAUGCCUGCAGCUACAACACAGUAGUAGGGCUGAUGUGCUUGGAAUCGUCUGUAAGCUACGCCUCGACAGGGGUGGCAUGAUCCAGACCAGUGAGCAGUAUCAGUUCCUGUACCUCACCCUUGCUCAGUACAGUCGGCAGCUGGCGAACACAGACAGUGGCUCAGCGAGCCCUGUCCCUGUCCAGACCAGCAGUACUACAGGGGACAUGCGGUGACCGAGAAAGCCCAGCUAAAACUUGAUCUUUCCGCAUGGGGGAACAAGCUCCUGGAACUCUGCUCACACACUGUGGCCAUCUCAUCCUCUUGACCGUGACAUUGAUUGUGGCAUUUUUAUGGGCAUGUGAUGUGGUACUCACCAUACCAUGCGGUUGGAAUUUUAUUAAAAGUCAUUAAUAAUCAUAUUGUCCAUAUUUGCUACCAUGAUAAU